AUUUAAGAUGAGCGAUUACGACGACGAUUUUGAUAAUUUUGUGGAGUCUAAGGAUGACCAACUCCCUGACACUAAAAGAAAUAAUGAAGAAGGAAAGCAUACCUUUGGAAAUGGUGCAAAUAGCAGAAAUAAAGCAGCCUCAAGACUUUCGAAAGAAAGCAUUAAGAAAUCACAAGGUGAUAUUUCUCUCCCUGAAGUAAGAGGAUCAACCAAAGAAUUAGGCAAAGUUGAUUCAGAUGAUGAAGAAAAGGUUCCUAAGCCAUCAGGCAAAACUCUUCCUGCUUCUCAUCAAACUUCCUCCAAAGUUAAGAGUAAGACAAAAGUUAAAGACUCUGUUGCUAACAAAUUUAAUCCUAUUUUAAAAUAAGCCAGCUAAAAAUGAAGAUGAAGAUGACUACAAGGAUGAUGAUAGCUUCCAUGAUGAUAGUGAUGAACAAGAUAAGCAAGGGAACCCUCAGCCUAGUAAGAAAAAGAAGGACCUCAGGUUCCUUGUUGAUAAAUUCGCCCCAAAGAAUACAAUCACAAAAGGCAGUAGACAAUCUAGCCCAAAGUUAAAACCCAAAUUAAGUUUGGGGAAGUAUAAGUUCAACUCAGAUGUGGAAAGAGGGUCUAAAUCUAAACGGCCAAGGCUUAACAUGAACAGGUCGAUGAUGAGUACUACAGAUAUGAAGAAUAUCAGCUCCUUAAAGACUGAACAAAAACCUCGUAUAAAACUUAACCCGAUGGCAGAAAUCCAAAAAGACAUCGAAAAGUCCAAAAAGCAGUUAUCCAAGAUUCUAAAAUUACGUGAGAUUGGUUCAACUCAGACUGAUGAGGAGGACAAGCUCCUGUAUCUCACUAAGGAGAACAUUAUCCUAAGGACUGAAUUUAAAGAGCUUAAUAAAAACCUGAACAAGUUCAUUGAGUUGAUGAAAGAUCUUAAAUACAAGCGGGCUAAUCGUUACAGAGGUGCCAAUCAGUCCAUGAGAGACACCAGAGAGAGCAAAAUAGAGUUCAAGCUAGGAGAGCAGAAAAGUUAUGAGCAAAUGAUAGAGAAUAUGAUAACAGAACAGAAAAAGCUCCGUGACCGUUUAGAAGUAGUGGGAGACCCCAACUACAGCCUCUCGUUACGUAAAUAAAAUCAUUGAUACAAAAGAUCAUAUCCAAACCCUUGAGGAGAGUGAGAGAAAACAGCUAAAUGAUAAGUUCCUUAAGAAUAAAGAUGCUGAACGAGUUAUUAAUAAUGGCCAGAGUGAUGCCAUGAGAGCUACUCAAGAUGGUGCCAAGGAAUUAACUUACCUGACAGAUCACCUCCAGAAGAUAGAGAAAUAAAAUUACAAAGCAGGAAAAUAUGAAAGAAGAUGCUUAUCAACGGUAUCAGCUAGCAAAGCAUAAGCUCGAAAAUCUAGAGCAAAAUGCUGCAAAGGAUCUCAAUCUUGAUGAAGUCUAUGGUCUUACAUCCACAGAGCCUGAGAUUGAUGUUCAUAAUGAUCCUAAAAAUUAUGAGAGGAAGAAGCUAGUGAUCCAGCAAGCUAUGAAGACCACCCAGGCCAAGUACCAAACAAAGCUAGCUGAGUUGAAAGAAAAAUAUGAAGAACUUCUUAACAGCAGAAAUGAUUGAAUAGAAGGUAUUAGACUCAGACAAGACCAAACUAUUGAAGCUCGAGAGAAAGCUAAGGAUUUAAUGAUAAAAUCAAAAAUUAUGUCGGAAGAUUCUCUUGUUCAAGACACUAAGCAUGAUGAGACCUUAAAUGACCUCCCAGAUUUAUGAAUUGUAGAAGAAAAUCCAAUGAUAAUGAAACUUAAUCAAGCCUUAAAAGGAAGUAAAAAGCGUCAUAAGCUGAACAAAUCUGUUGCUUCAGCUAUUGGGGUAAGACAAAGUGCUAAUAAGCCUUCCAGAGGAGGAGCUGUAACAAAACGUGCGAACAAAUUUUCCUUAAGAAAGAAAGCCAAUAUGCCAGAUUUCGAUAAAAAUCCUAUCAGCAGUUCACAGAACCAAUUUGAUAUCUCAAAAACCAAGAGAAAUGAUGAUGAAAUGUCUCUCGAUAAUAGCUCUGAGAAGAAGCCAUUAUAUAGAAAUAGGAUGAAUGCUAAAGCUUUCUAAUAACCAAGAGAAUAUUUCAAA
Molecule: messenger RNA, 2104 nt
Organism: Moneuplotes crassus
Lineage: Eukaryota; Ciliophora; Spirotrichea; Euplotida; Euplotidae
Source: the annotation of a GenBank genome assembly